Messenger RNA from Striga hermonthica, 3291 nucleotides. The record is from the annotation of a GenBank genome assembly. Lineage: Eukaryota; Viridiplantae; Streptophyta; Magnoliopsida; Lamiales; Orobanchaceae.
AUGGUGCCUUCUCGCGCAGCGGGAGGGAUGCCACAAUCAUCUUCGAGCUCUGGAAUAUUUUUCCAAGGGGACGGGCAGUCUCAGGUUGCUGGCAAUUCACAGCUGAGUUCAAACAUCAGCAACUCCAUGCACUCCAUACCCGGACGAGCACGUGUCAAUGUGGGCCCACUGUCGGGGGACGUUUGUAAUGCGGUCCUCAACAGCAUGGCAACCUCAGCACCCAGCAUUGGGGCGAGCUCUCUGGUCACUGAUGCCAACUCGGGGCUCUCAAGCGGGCCCCACAUGCAAAGAACUGCGAGUUUCAACACAGAUUCCUACAUGCGCCUACCCACUUCCCCACUCUCGUUCACAUCCAACAACAUAAGCAUCUCAGGUUCGUCCGUCAUCGACGGGUCCUCUGCCGCGCAGCAAAGCUCCAAUCAAGACCUGGCACAAGCCCAGCAAAAUCAGCACUCGAGCACCACAUCAUUGCCCGGGUCGCGAAUGGGGCAGGUCCAGAUCCCUGUUGGGCCNAGGGGCCCGAAUUCUUUCAUUCAGGACCCGAACACCAUGUCUCAGAUUCAAAAGAAGCCCCGCCUGGACAUCAAGCAGGAAGAUGUUGUUCUGCAGCAGAUUUUGCAGAGGCAAGACUCGAUCUUGCAGAAUCCGAAUCCUCAGCUGCAGGCUCUGAUCCAGCAACAGCGGUUAAGGCAGCAGCAGCAGCAGCAAAGAGAACAGCUUCUUCAGUCUAUGCCGCCUAUGCAACGGGUUCAGUUGCUGCAGCAGCAACAGCAGCAGCAGUUGAGACAACAGCUUCUGCAGCAGCAGGGCGUGCAGCCAGGUUCGGGAAUAAAACGCCCAUAUGACGGUGGUGUAUGCUCACGUAGACUAAUGCAGUACCUCUAUCACCAGAGACAACGCCCUGCUGACAACAGUAUUGCCUAUUGGAGAAAAUUUGUGGCUGAGUAUUAUUCGCCGCGUGCAAAGAAGAGAUGGUGUCUAUCACUUUAUGACAAUGUCGGACAUCAUUCGCUGGGAGUAUUCCCUCAGGCAGCAAUGGAUGCAUGGCAGUGUGACAUUUGUGGUUCAAAAUCUGGAAGAGGUUUUGAAGCAACUUUUGAAGUACUCCCAAGACUCGAUGAAAUUAAAUUUGGUAGCGGCAUUAUUGACGAGCUUCUAUUUCUGGACUUGCCUCGGGAAUGUCGAUUCCCAUCGGGAAUGAUGAUGCUUGAGUAUGCAAAGGCAGUUUCAGAAAGUGUGUAUGAGCAACUCCGUGUGGUUCGCGAGGGUCAGCUUCGCAUUAUUUUCACCUCUGAUUUAAAGAUACUAUCUUGGGAAUUUUGUGCACGUCGCCAUGAAGAACUUCUGCCUCGUCGAUUGGUUGCACCUCAGGUGAAUCAAUUGCUGCAGGUUGCACAAAAGUGUCAAAGCACGAUAUCUGAAAGCGGGCCUGAUGGUGUUUCCCAACCAGAUUUACAGGCAAACAGUGUGAUGGUCGUAACAGCUGGACGCCAGCUUGCCAGGAGCUUGGAGCUACAGUCGUUAAACGACUUGGGGUUUUCCAAGAGAUACGUGCGGUGUCUACAGAUAUCUGAGGUCGUGAAUAGCAUGAAAGACCUGAUGGAAUUCUGCACAUCUCAAAAAAUUGGUCCUAUUGAGGGCUUAAAGAAUUUCCCCCGGCACCUGUCGACCCCCAAGCUUCAGAUGCAAGAAACGGAUCGAGAUGUGGGCGCACAAGGCCUGCCAACUGACCGCAACACUCUCAACAAGCUCAUGUCUAUGCACCCAGGGCUCAACGGCUCAAUAAACAACAACCAACUGGUUGUUAAUCGAGGAGGACCCAUUACUGGCUCGGCCCAGGCUGCUCUUGCAUUGUCUAACUACCAAAAUCUGCUCACGAGACAAAGUUCUACAAACUCGGCCCACAAUAACAGUAACAUUAAUAAUAAUAAUAACAGUAACAACAAUAAUGAUAAUGGUAAUAGUUCACUUAAGCAGGAGGUUACUUCUCCUUACAGCAGCCAGAGCCAGAGCCAGACCCCAGGGCUUUUGGGUAAUUUACCGCCAUCAGCUAUGAAUGGAUUUUCACAGCACCAAAAGUUACAGCAAAAUCAACCGGUCCCUUCACAAGGCGGCGGCCAGGUUUUACAGCAGCAAAAUCAAGGUGGCAAUAGGGAGAGAUUGGUAUCAGCUGCAAGAGAUGGAGAUUUUGUGGAGGCGAAGAUGUUGUUGGACUGCAACCCGUGCCUUUCAAAUGCUCUCUCCAAAUUCGUAAACAAGCCUGCUGAUGGCGGUAUUACUGCUCUUCAUAUGGCUGCUUUGAACGGAUACUUUGAAUGUGUGCAGCUUCUACUUGACCUUCAUGCAAAUGUAUCGGCUGUCACGUUCGAUUACGGUACCUCAAUGGAUUUGAUAGGGGCUGGAAGCACUCCAUUGCAUUACGCAGCUUGCGGAGGAAAUUUAAAAUGCUGCCAGAUCCUUCUUGCAAGAGGUGCUAGUCGUUUGUCAUUAAACUGCAACGGAUGGCUUCCGCUCGAUGUUGCAAGAACGUGGGGCCGUCAUUGGCUUGAGCCCCUUUUGGACCCUAAUUCCGAUUUGCCGACACCUAUAUUCCCACCUUCUAAUUAUUUAUCAUUGCCGCUAAUGAGCAUUCUAAUUAUUGCAAGAGACUGUGGGUUACAGUUCUCGGAUAGUGCUUCUGAUGAUGCUGAUAUUUGUGCUGUUUGCUUGGAGAGAGCAUGUACAGUUGCUUCCGAAGGUUGCACGCACAAACUAUGUGUGAAAUGUGCUCUCUACCUCUGCUCGACCAGCAACAUCCCUCUCGAAUCAAACAUACCGCCCGGCACAAUCCCUUGCCCCCUCUGCCGGCAGGGAAUCCUGUCUUUUACCCGACUGGCGGUGGGCCCCACCGAAAAGCAGACCAAAUUACCAAUAUCGCCCCUCGGCUUGUGCACGCCAUGCAUGCUCCACAACAGAGAGCACGACCCGUCUGAGUCGACCAGCUCGCCCGACUCAAGAAAAGGGAGAAGGGCCGAUUCGGAUUCUAUCUCGUCUGACAUCUUUUGCCCCGUCACGUGCAGCCCGUUUCCAUCCGUGACGAUGAUCCCUCUCUGCACGUGCAAAAACGGGCCCUGCCCAAACUUUGAUGUUGGGCCUGGAGAGGCGUGUUUGGAUGGUUCGAGGCCCGUGGUGUCAGAAGAGCGGGAAAAUGUGGAGGGGAUAAGAUUGGAGAAAACGACUUGUUCGAGUAUGUUUUGGGGGAGGAGAAGCUGCAGCAGGGAACGCCAGUGCAAUGUUGAGAUUAACACGUAA